CUCAUCUUACAAACAUACCUUUGAGGCGGGUGAUGACCUGCUGGCUAGUGGUAGUGGGCAGGUGAGCUAUUUCUAUGUCUCUAGAAUAGUAGUCACCACUAUGUGGUAUUUCUGAAGACCCUAGAAUAGUAGUCACCACUAUGUGGUAUUUCUAUGUCCCUAGAAUAGUAGUCACCACUAUGUGGCAUAUCUGUGUCCCUAGAAUAGUAGUCACCACUAUGUGGUAUUUCUAAUGUCCCUAGAAUAGUAGUCCACCACUGUGUGGUAUUUCUAUGUCCCUAGAAUAGUAAUCCACCACUAUGUGGUAUUUCUAAUGUCCCUAGAAUAGUAGUCCACCACUAUGUGGUAUUUCUAAUGUCCCUAGAAUAGUAAUCCACCACUAUGUGGUAUUUCUAAUGUCCCUAGAAUAGUAAUCCACCACUAUGUGGUAUUUCUAAUGUCCCUAGAAUAGUAAUCCACCACUAUGUGGUAUUUCUAAUGUCCCUAGAAUAGUAAUCCACCACUAUAUGGUAUUUCUAAUGUCCCUAGAAUAGUAGUCCACCACUAUGUGGUAUUUCUAAUGUCCCUAGAAUAGUAAUCCACCACUAUGUGGUAUUUCUAAUGUCCCUAGAAUAGUAAUCCACCACUAUGUGGUAUUUCUAAUGUCCCUAGAAUAGUAAUCCACCACUAUGUGGUAUUUCUAAUGUCCCUAGAAUAGUAAUCCACCACUAUAUGGUAUUUCUAAUGUCCCUAGAAUAGUAGUCCACCACUGUGAGUUCUUUAAUUCUGACAUGUCAUUUUUACCAGGCAAGUCAGUUAAGAACUAAUUCUUAUUUUCAAUGACAUCCUAGGAACAGUGGGUUACAGGCAUGCACGCUGCCCUGUUCAGGGGCAGAAUGACAGAUUUGUACCGUGGGGAUUUGAACUUGCAACCUUUCGGUUACUAGUCCAACACUCUAACCACUAGGCUACCCUGCCACACCAUGUUUACUAACUCUUAAAUCAGACAAUUACCUUGCAGUCCACACAGCUACUAUCUUCUAGUCCUCAUAGCUAGGUUAGUAAUGUCUGGUUAUGACGAUUACACACAUAACCAAUCAAUUAUGGAGAUAACUAUCAGACAUCACUACACUCUCUCUCUCACGCAUUUAUGUUCGGUGUGCAUGGUCCCCAUCCAUCAAAUCAUGUUUUUAUACUGUUUGAGAAACAAAUAAUGAACUGCAAUUAAGCCAUUUCAGUUGCCAGUUAUUGCGACUGUUGUCAGUCAUUUGCGGUGUGGAAAUAGAUAAGGCUUAUCUCUGUCACUGUGGCGAGUGGAGAUAUUCGGUUUGACCGAUGCCAUUAGAUGCGGAGUUUUCUGAGGUGCUUCAGCUGUGUCCUAUAUUGUACCGACUGAGAUGACCCACAUCCGUGCGCACGGCGACUGCCCAUAAACGAAUUAACUGUCUCUCUUCUGUUUCUUAUCUUCUCUCCCAUGUCCCUUUUCUUCCGCUUGCUCUGUUGCUCCUUACGGGAAAAUCCACUCAGAAAUGGUCGUUAAGCAUCAUACGGCGCAUUUUGCAUCGUCGUGAGGAUGUGGCAAGUGACAAUUUGAUUUUUGAAAGUCCUAUAUCUUGACAAUUCUGACAGGGAGAACACUUUAGGAAUUUAUCAACAGUGGACUAAUGAAAAAAUGGAUUUGUCCUUCAACGCAGCUCUCUCUCUCUUUCGCGCAAUUCGCCCGUUGUAUCGGGGUGGAUGACGCGGCACCCAUACCUGUGCUGUGUGCUUCUUGUGCCGGCUGGGCGUGCAGCCUGGGGAAGGAAGGGUGAUGGGGAUGCGGCUGCCAUGGUAACACGUCGAUUAGAUUCAGACCUUUGCGUGUAUUUAUUUAUUUAAUAUUUCAGUUGCGUGCGUGCGUGCGUGCCUGAGAGGUGACGGGCGUUUUGGAAGUCAGCCUGCAAUCGGAAUCAGAAUAGUAAGACUGGUGUCGCGUUCCUUUUGAGUUAUGAUUGGCCAUAGAAUUGCCUAUUUAAAUAUUUGGCUAUUCCUUCUCAAGCUCAACAAGUUAUUCCGGUUGGAACAGGACUUCAUGAAUAUAAUUCAUUCAAGUGCACUUCAUUUCCUUGCAUGGUUUUAUUCAUCAAGAUUCGUUAAAAACAUCUAAAUGAAACGAAGGUUUUGUUAAUCGUAAAUUAAUAGGAUGGGCUCCAAAGAUGUCGCUGUAACGGUCCAAGGAUGUCAUUGGGAGUGACUGGAGAAGUGGAAGAGGAGGGGAAACGCGUCUGAAAUAGCAGAACAUUUAUCCGGGCGGGUUUGGAGACGUCACAUAUUCUGCACUUGCCCAGGUUGUCUGUUCUGUUUGUGUGUUUCCGAACUGAAUUCCGAAAAUAACCCUAAUGCUGACGCUAACAGCUUGUCUGGUUUUACGUGCCCGGACAAAGGGAAUAUUAGGCGAAUGUGGACUAAAUUGGGGGUACCACCACUUGCAUAUGUACUCUUGCUUAUUUUCGUGUCUUUGUGUGUGUAUCUUUGUCUGAAAGCGUGUUUCAGUAUAAAUCGGUGCGUUGGUGAGUCAGACUGUGUGCAAGUGUCUGUCUGUGUGUGUCUCGUGCCCGUUUGUGUCCGUUAAAACAAACCGACCCGUGCUGAUGAGUCUCACGUGUACUUGUCAUUAUAGGUAGCCAACCACCCAAAACUACCACCUCUCAUCCACUGUCAAGAUGAACUCUUACAGAAUACUACCAUGUGUCGAUGAGAGCAAGAGGGAGACAUAUCCUUGACAACCAGAGAGGGAGGGUCAAAGAGCGACCUGCGUCAUUAUCCCUGAGAGAGAGACCAGGAAUUAGGUGCCAAUAUGCCUGGUGUGGAAACUCUGAGGGCGUCAGUAGAAAGGAGAAGGUGUGCCUCAGGCCAGGAGAACAAGGGAGGAUGGAGAGAUCUCGAUGAAGAAAAGCGAGCUGGGGAAAGGAGGAGAUAAGAGAAAGCACUGCCAGCAUAUUUUUGGAGUGACAAAUCUAUUGUUUUUACGUGGCAAACACCCAGAGGUGGGGUUAGGAUGCACAGGUCAGUGGAGAGGAGACAGAUCACUACAAGCCAUUGGAGAUUAUAAAAACUUGAGGUCAACUAUUUAAUCACCACCUUUCUCUUUCCCCAGACAGUCUUAGCUAGUAGCCUGUUAUUAGGCUCCUAGUUUAACAUUGACAGGACAUAUUGUCCCGUUUUGACAAUCUGUUUCCAGAGUGAGAGUGACAGGUUAUAUUGAUCUCCCUUUGUCCCCCUUCUCCCUGGUUAGGGGAUGGAUGGGGUGGCGGGAGGUGUUGGGCCCCCUGGCGUGGGUGAGGGUCGGCCGGGUCGUAGUGGAGGAGACUCUAAAAGGCGCAGUAAGGGCAGCCUGCCCUCCCCAGGGUACCGUCUCUCCCAGGCAUCGCUGGAGGGUGACAGGUCAGGGGUCGAGGGGUCCGGUUCCGGAGGGGGGCGACGGCGCCUCUCCAUCUUGAGUGCCACCAGAGACGGCCUCCCCUUCCAUUCAGCUGUCACCCCGACCACCCCUGUCCCCCUGCCCCCUCCUCCAGCCCCCUUCUCCUCCACCCAGCAGCGUUCUGUUGGCUUUUCCUCGUCACGCGCCGCCCUUGCCUCCACUUCCUCCUCCACCGGCACCGGAGUGGUCGUUGUAGCGUUGGGCCCGGAAACCACGACAAACACGGCUUGUAACACCGUGGCGGGCACGCCGGAGAUGGGGAGUCUGUCUGGGACGGGGGGCAUGGGGGGGUUUGGGAUGGGUCUAGACUGGGAGGACUACAGCUACUCCAACCAGUCCACCUUCAUCCAGAGACAGUUUGGAGCCAUGCUGCAGCCGGGGGUCAACAAGUUCAGCCUGCGCAUGUUUGGGUCCCACAAGGCUGUGGCCAUGGAGCAGGAGAGACUCAAAUCAGCAGGGGAGUGGAUCAUACACCCCUACAGCGACUUCAGGUUCUACUGGGAUCUGAUCAUGUUGUGUUUGAUGAUGGGGAACCUGAUCAUCCUGCCAGUAGGAAUCACCUUCUUUAAGGAUGAGAACACUCCUCCCUGGAUCAUCUUCAACGUGGUCUCUGAUACUCUCUUCCUGGUUGACCUGGUCCUCAACUUCAGGACUGGUAUCGUCAAGGAGGACAGCACUGAGAUACUGCUAGACCCCAAGGCUAUCCGUCAGCGCUACCUAAAGAGCUGGUUUGCGGUGGACUUUGUGUCGUCCAUCCCUGUGGACUAUAUCUUCCUGAUGGUGGACUUGGAGGCCCGGCUGGACUCAGAGGUUUACAGGACGGCCAGGGCCCUCCGCAUCGUACGCUUCACCAAGAUCCUCAGCCUGCUGCGCCUGCUGCGCCUGUCACGACUCAUACGCUACAUCCACCAGUGGGAGGAGAUCUUCCAUAUGACCUAUGACCUGGCCAGUGCCAUGGUGAGGAUAGUCAACCUGAUAGGCAUGAUGCUGCUGCUGUGCCACUGGGACGGAUGUCUACAGUUCCUGGUUCCCAUGCUGCAGGACUUCCCCCUGGACUGCUGGGUCUCCAAGAAUAACAUGGUGAAUGAUACUUGGGGGAUCCAGUACUCCUAUGCCCUUUUCAAGGCGAUGAGCCACAUGUUGUGUAUUGGCUACGGUGCCCAGGCUCCAGAGGGCAUGACAGACGUGUGGCUCACCAUGCUCAGUAUGAUCAUUGGUGCCACCUGCUAUGCCAUGUUCAUCGGCCAUGCCACCGCUCUCAUACAGUCCCUGGACUCCUCAAGACGACAGUACCAGGAGAAAUAUAAGCAGGUGGAGCAGUACAUGUCGUUCCAUAAGCUCCCUGCAGAUGUCCGUCAGAGGAUUCAUGAGUACUAUGAGCAUCGCUUCCAGGGCAAGAUGUUUGACGAGGAGAACAUACUGGGUGAACUCAGCGAACCACUAAAGGAGGCGAUAGUUAGCUUUAACUGCCGUAGCCUGGUGGCUCACAUGCCGCUGUUUGCUAACGCGGACCCUAACUUUGUGACGGCAGUGCUGACCAAGCUUCGCUUCGAGGUGUUCCAGCCCAAUGACUUCAUCAUCCGUGAGGGCACGGUGGGACGCAAGAUGUACUUCAUUCAACACGGACGAGUCGGCAUACUCACCCGCGGAAACAAGGAGACCAAACUCAGUGACGGGUCCUACUUUGGGGAGAUCUGUCUGUUGACUCGGGGCCGGAGGACGGCGAGCGUCAGAGCAGAUACAUACUGUCGUCUCUACUCCCUCAGUGUGGACAGUUUCAACGAGGUCCUGGAAGAACACCCUAUGAUGAGGCGGGCCUUCGAGACGGUGGCCGUCGACCGGUUGGACCGCAUCGGUAGGAAGAACUCUAUCCUGAUGAGGAAGCCGUCCCAGGCGGGUUCCAUGGCAGGGGGCAGCGGUUUGGGGCGUGGGGGUCGAGGAGGAGGGGGGGCGGGGCUAGGCAUGGGGGGGCUGGGCUCCUGUGACAGCAUGCUGGUUCAGCAGAUUGUUAAACACGACAGCAUGCCAGCCAUGCAGGAGGCCAUCGCUGCUGCCGCUGCAGGAAGGGGAGGGGCCACGGGAGGAAGUGGUACGGUCUCCCCUAGGCCCCACCCACUGAUCUGGGCUCCACUGAUCCACGCUCCGCUCCAGACGGCGGCCGCUACGACUAACGUGGCCAUCGCCCUCAUGCACCAGCAGCAGCAGCAACAGCAGCUUCAACAGCAGCUACAGCAGCAACAUGCGCUAGGAGCCUCCUCUGUCUCCACGUCAGUCCAAUUAGGAAAGACCCUGCACUACAGUCUCCGCCUCUACCCGGAACACUCUUCAGUGAUGUGUGGAACCCCAGGAAUCCCCAAGGUAGGAGGGGCCACCACACCCCAUCUGUUCUACCACGUGAAUCCAACUGCAGCCACCAGUGUCAUGUCAGACACUUGCAGUUCCAUGGCUGGCCAGCAUGGAGCCAAGGAGGCGCUAUUGCGUCACGGAGGCAGCAGCAACCAGGGCCUGCCUGCACUUGGGAGGCUCACCCAGGAGGCCAGGCUCCUCUCCGCCUCGCAGCCCACCCUGCCUCAUCGAUCCUGGGCAAGCAUGCAGCCUCACCCCCCUCUCGAGCGGAAGGCCUCUGGAGAGCCAAACCCUAACUGCAACCCCCACCCCAGCCCCCACCCCAGCCCCCACCCCAGCCUCCACUCCCACCCCAGCCCCCACCCCAGCCCCCACCCCAGCCUCCACUCCCACCCCAGCCCCCACCCCAGCCUCCACCCCAGCCUACACUCCCACCCCAGCCUCCACUCCCACCCCAGCCUCCACCCCACCCUCCCUCCCACCCCAGCCCCCACCCCAGCCUCCACCCCACCCUCCACUCCCACCCCAGCCCCCACCCAGCCUUCACUCCCACCCCAGCCUCCCUCCCACCCCAGCCUCCACUCCCACCCCAGCCCCCACCCCAGCCUCCACUCCCACCCCAGCCCCCACCCCAGCCUCCACUCCCACCCCAGCCCCCACCCCAGCCUCCACUCCCACCCCAGCCCCCACCCCAGCCUCCACUCCCACCCCAGCCUCCACUCCCACCCUAGCUCCAACCUCAACCUUGAUUCCCACCCCGUCUUCCAGUAA
Molecule: messenger RNA, 6556 nt
Organism: Oncorhynchus keta (chum salmon)
Lineage: Eukaryota; Metazoa; Chordata; Actinopteri; Salmoniformes; Salmonidae
Product: potassium/sodium hyperpolarization-activated cyclic nucleotide-gated channel 3-like
Exons: 11
Coding region: 3257-6556 (1099 amino acids)
Biological process (GO): transmembrane transport; potassium ion transport
Cellular component (GO): membrane
Molecular function (GO): voltage-gated potassium channel activity
Source: RefSeq, a predicted model, not a curated record